UACAGCCAAUAGAAAUGGCUACCGCUGAUAAUCAAGAUAGUGAUCUGAAGAAUGCCUCCGGACCAAACUGCAAGGAGGAUCGAAUCAUUAUAAGUUCAAGACUCGGGAGAAGAACAGAAGAAGAAAUCAGAGAAGAGCAUAGGACUCUGAGAUUGUUACACAAAAUCGAACGGACGCAAACUCAAAUUCUUCAAGUUGUUUCAAAGGAACGAACAUUAAAAAGAACAAUUUCCAGAGACGAAAAUGAAGGAAACGGUCCAAGUAUUAACAAUUGCGAUGAAAGAAACCAAGCAGAAUUUGCUGAGAAGAUAAAAAAGAUAUCCGAAAUUGAACGACAGCUUAGCGAAGAUCUCAGCAAUAAGGAACACAAGAUACUCGAACUGGAAGAAUGUGUCUCCAAAAAAGAAGAGACAAUAGAGGUUUUAAAUCAAGAGUUGACGCAACUUUCAGAGGAAAAUUCCAAGUUGAGUGAAAACGAGGAAACCAACAACUCUAAAAUUGAAGAACUUCAAAAAAAUGUUACUGAGAAAAAACGGAAAAUAAAAAAAAUCGAAAGGGAAAAGAGUAUAUUAAUUGAAAAUAUUGAAGAAAACAAAGGCGCCGUCACAGCACUGAAACAUCAGUUGGAUUACAGAACUAACAUGGAGCAAUUACAAUGGCAGUUGAAUCAAAUCAGUAAGAUACACGAGGAAAACAGCAUUCUCCAACAAAGAUGUGAUGAUUUGGAGAGAGCAAGAAAUGACCUUUCUGCACAGAUGAACGAUGUAUUGGCUGAAAAACAAGAUGUAUAUAAAGAGUUUGAGGCACAACAACUGGCAAGAACUGCGCUUACCGAGGAUCUGCAAGAGAAAAAAACCGAAUGCAAUAUUUUCAAGAAACUUGUGACUGAAAAUGAAAGCAGAAAGAUAGUGGAGCUUGACGAAGCAGCAUUUCAGAUAUCUAAACUUCAAACGGCAUCGUACGAGUAUUACUUAAGUUCGGACUUUACUCCAAUAAACAUUAACAUCAAAGCAAAUGGAGAGCAAACUUGUGAUGUGCAUGGGAUAUUAUGUAUCGGACCAGGAAUCUUUGUCCUCACUGACUGGGACAAUAAAAGCUUGAAGACAGUUGACAUCAACAAACAGUCCAUGCUUUCCGUACUUCAACUUGAGGCAAGUCCAUUUGAUGUAGCUAAGCUAAAACCCGGCAUUUUAGCGGUAACCCUGCCGAGAUUGAAACAAGUUGCUCUUAUCAAGUUCAACUCAGAUGGAGAAUUAGGAUUGUCAAAAUCCAUUAAAUUGAAAAAAGAAUGCUUUGGGAUUACAUCACUGGAUUAUGCCCAUAUUAUUGUGGUCAACUCAAACGUGGAAGUCUAUGAUCUUCGAGGAAACUGCACUAAUAUUUUAGUGGACAUGAGCUACGACAGAAUGAAAACUGAGUUCAAAGAGUUGAAGUAUGUUGCUGCUUUUGGUGACAAGUUACUCUACCUCACCGACUGGGCGCUUAACUCUGUCACUUGUCUGUCAAUGGAUAAAGAGAUAAAAAGUCAAUUUAAAUUCUCUGGAAAGAAUCUGCUUGAUCAUGGUGCACCGCUUGGUUUGGCGGUAUCUUUAGCUGGAACAGUUUUUAUAAGAUGCAGGAAAGGUGUUUAUUUACUGGACAUGGAUUUACGAAAUGGCCGUUCCCUUGCAUCAAGUUUGCCUCGAGGUAUUUGCCUUUCAUACAGCGAGUGGGACCAGAAAGUAUUUGUAGCAUUUACAAAAAGCAACAUAGUUAUUGCAAUGGCAUCAAGGCCCCCUAAAGACCUCAUAAGUGAAGUGCAAUGGUACCAUGGUAACAUAGACCGAAUCGAGACCGAGUCUCGCCUCAAAAUGAUUGGACAGGAUGGAACGUUCCUUGUACGCGACAGUACACAGGGCGGAGACAAGCAUCCGUAUACACUGGCCGUCUUGCACAAGGGGUAUGUGACCUACCUGAAGAUCCGCGUACGAGACGACGACCAGGUUGCCGUUGGGGAAAUGAGGGACGAUGAAGUACCAUUUAAAGAUGUAUCUACCUUGAUCGAGUAUUAUAAGACAUGUGAAGUAAGUUUGGUGAAUGCAACGCAAAGCCAAUGCUAUCGAACCAGUCUUCGACGAUUCCCCAAUAAAUUCGAACGAAUAUGACCUGUUGUGGACAUAUAGUUAGAUAUUAAGUUAGUUGUACAUUUCCAUAUUUGAUCUUAAGUGGAAUUGCAGGAAAGUAAAAAAUCCUC
Molecule: messenger RNA, 2233 nt
Organism: Mya arenaria
Lineage: Eukaryota; Metazoa; Mollusca; Bivalvia; Myida; Myidae
Exons: 16
Coding region: 15-2144 (709 amino acids)
Biological process (GO): intracellular signal transduction; cell surface receptor protein tyrosine kinase signaling pathway
Source: RefSeq, a predicted model, not a curated record